Messenger RNA from Hemiscyllium ocellatum (epaulette shark), 3290 nucleotides. Its product is annotated as EH domain-containing protein 1. Gene Ontology annotation, biological process: endocytosis; endosomal transport. Lineage: Eukaryota; Metazoa; Chordata; Chondrichthyes; Orectolobiformes; Hemiscylliidae. Gene Ontology annotation, cellular component: cytoplasm; plasma membrane. The record is from RefSeq and is a predicted model, not a curated record. The transcript is spliced from 5 exons. Bases 63 to 1667 code for a protein of 534 amino acids. Gene Ontology annotation, molecular function: GTP binding; calcium ion binding; protein binding.
CUCCAGUGGUGGCGGUUGGUGGCGGUGGUGGGUCUGUCGGAGGGCGGGGACCGGCUCUCGCCAUGUUCAGCUGGAUGGGCAAAGACGCGCGUCGCAAGAAGGAGCCCGAGCUCUUCCAGACCGUCAGCGAUGGCCUCAAGCGGCUGUACUCGCAGAAGCUGCUGCCGCUGGAGGAGAGCUACCGCUUCCACGACUUCCACUCGCCCGCCCUGGAGGAGGCCGACUUCGACAACAAGCCGAUGGUGCUGCUGGUGGGACAGUACUCGACCGGCAAGACCACCUUCAUCCGGCACCUGAUCGAGCAGGACUUCCCCGGCAUGAGGAUCGGGCCCGAGCCCACCACCGACUCCUUCAUCGCCGUCAUGCACGGUGAGCAGGACGGGGUGGUGCCCGGCAACGCGCUGGUCGUCGACCCCAAGAAGCCCUUCAGGAAACUCAACGCCUUCGGCAACGCCUUCCUCAACAGGUUUAACUGUGCACAGCUCCCAAACCCAGUCCUGGAGAGUAUUAGCAUCAUUGAUACUCCUGGCAUCCUGUCUGGAGAGAAGCAGCGGAUCAGCCGAGGUUACGACUUUGCGGCGGUGUUGGAAUGGUUUGCCGAGCGGGUGGACAGGAUCAUCCUACUGUUUGAUGCCCACAAACUGGACAUCUCUGACGAGUUCUCGGAGGUCAUCAAGGCCAUGAAGAACCACGAGGACAAGAUCCGGGUGGUGCUCAACAAGGCCGACCAGAUCCACACGCAGCAGCUGAUGCGGGUCUACGGUGCCCUCAUGUGGUCACUCGGCAAGAUCAUCAACACGCCCGAGGUGAUCCGCGUCUACAUCGGCUCCUUCUGGUCCCAGCCCCUCCUCAUCGCCGAGAACCGCAAGCUGUUUGAGGCCGAGGAGCAGGACUUGUUCAGGGACAUCCAGAGUCUACCGAGGAAUGCAGCGCUGCGAAAACUCAACGACCUGAUCAAGAGAGCGCGCCUGGCCAAGGUUCAUGCCUACAUCAUUUCCUCGUUAAAGAAGGAGAUGCCGAGUGUGUUCGGGAAGGAGAACAAGAAGAAGGAACUCAUCAACAGCCUUGGAGACAUCUACCAGAAGAUCGAAAGGGAGCAUCAGAUCUCUCCGGGUGACUUCCCCAGUCUGAAGAAAAUGCAGGAGCACUUGCAGACGAUGGAUUUCACCAAAUUCCAGAGCCUCAAACCCAAACUAUUGGACAUGGUUGAUGACAUGCUGGCCAAUGACAUUGCCCGCCUGAUGACCAUGGUACGUCAGGAGGAGGCACAGAUGCCCAAGCAGAUUGUCCAUGGUGGUGCCUUUGAAGGUACAAUGAACGGGCCGUUUGGUGCUGGCUACGGUGAGGGCGCCGGCGAGGGUAUCGAUGAGGUGGAGUGGGUGGUGGGCCGUGACAAGCCCAUGUACGAUGAGAUCUUCUACACCCUGUCGCCAGUCAAUGGCAAGGUGACCGGUGCCAGUGCCAAGAAGGAGAUGGUCAAGUCCAAGCUGCCCAACACGGUGCUGGGCAAGAUCUGGAAGCUGGCUGAUGUGGACAAGGACGGCAUGCUGGAUGACGAAGAGUUUGCCCUGGCCAACCACCUCAUCAAGGUCAAGCUGGAAGGCCACGAACUGCCCAACGAACUGCCUGAGCAUUUGAUCCCGCCCUCCAAGCGGAGACACGAGUGACUUCCCCACCGCCCCCCCUCGGCCUGUCCUACUCCCCCUCCCACCACACCCCCCUCCCUUCACCUUCCCACAUCCAGUGGGACGCUAACCAAAGUGGUCAACGGCCAGUUGAUGUCCUUUUUGAUUUCACAUCCCACCUCCUCGGGUGCUUUGAUUCCUUUAAACCUUGGCUCAAGGUGCACCUUGCGGCUCUGUACUUGGCCACAGGUCGAGCCUAGGCCUUUGUGACCUGGAGAGGCGUGCUGUGGCCAGGCUCAGGUUGGCGCACUAACCCCUGGGAGCCAUUGAGGAUGUGCCCUUGUGGGCACCUUGAUUUGGAUCCUGUCGUACGCACCCAGCAAAUCACUGACUGACCCCCCCCCCCCCCCCCUGCUUUUGGACGCACAGCCACCCCUCUCUGUGCCACGUAGAGCUACCCACGGCCACUCUUUAUCGAUGGGCUAGCAUGCUGGGGGGCACUUGGCUCAUCACAGACCCUCACUCUGUUUUUAAACCCAAAGGCCUCGGACACUUUGAGCAUCAAUUCAACCACAUUUUACAAUCUUUUUUAAAAUAUGCACCUUUUUUGGGGGGCUUUUAAAUUCCAGGUUUUUUGGGGGGGGGGGGGUGGAGAAAGAGUUGGGGAAAAUAUUGGAACACAAUUUGCUACUUCAGGUCUUGCGGAGGGAUGUGUGGGGCUGGGAGCAAGGUGCUCUUUCUCUCAGCCUCUGGUCUGAGUGGCAUUUUCUUGAGGUGGGUGCAAUGUCGGGCCCUGCACCAGUCAGUCAGGCAAAAGCAUGGCGCUCCCAAGUGUCUCUUAACCCUCUGUCAGUGUCACCGAAUCGAUUAAUGGCUGGGAGUGGGAGUCCCCCCUCCACAGGGAUGUAAACGUUUGUGUGGAAGUGUACGGUUUCCCCCCCCCCCCCCCCAAAAAAUAUGACACCGUCUCCAACUGGAGAGCGAGUUGCCCCAAAGCAGACCCAGUCAUGUCCUCGGCUCCUUUCGGACCCUGGUUGAUUUGUGGUGGGGCCAGUCUCUUUCGCCAUAGAGGUCCUGCUAAUGAAAGCAUUUGAGCUGAUUUCUCUCUCUGGGCUGUACUAGAGUUUUCUGCACAUACCCGGGUGGGGUAGGGGAGCUUGUGGCUGUGGAGGGAGGGGUGAAUGUGAGGUGUGAGGGGAUAACUACUUCCCCAACGUCUUGCCUGUUCCUCCUCCUCCUCGCUUUGUACCUGUCUCUCGCUCUCAUCUGCUGUCUGUCAGUCUGUUCCGCUGACUCCGUCCUCCUUAACCGUCUGCUUACCCACCUCGCUCUGCCUUUCCAGGGCACCUCGGGAAGGAAUCAAAACUGUGGGGAUAACAAUAGCACGCCCUCAGUGUGCAAUCUCCAUAGUUUCCCACCCCAACCCCUUGUGGUAACACUGUGGCCCUUAGCUUUCAGCUCCUGAUGGACUGUGGGCGAGCGGAAGGGUACAAUCCAGAGACUGACUGGGAAUAGCCGUACCCUGGGGACUGAGGCAACCCACCAUCCCUCCCUCCAAUUGUCUUGUGUUCUGUGUCAUUGGCUCCCAGCAGCUCUUGUCAUCUCCACUGUAUGCUGUUGAAUUGUUGGAUCGAUGUACAAAUAAAGAUUUCAGUUUAAAACCAA